CUUCAAAAGUUUUGAAUUUUAGCACCAAGCUAGUUUCUAAGCAAAAAUGAACUCAGGUGCUAUUGUGAUUGGUGAUGGUAAGAUUUCUAAGCAAAGGGUUGGCAUGAAUAGAGGGGUGUCCAUCCUAGAUUUCAUUCUUAGGCUAGUUGCAGUUCUGGGUACCCUAGGAAGUGCUAUAGCCAUGGGAACAACUAAUGAAACACUUCCUUUUGUUACCCGGUUCACGCGGUUCAGGGCUGAGUUUAAAGAUCUUCCAACGCUUACGUUUUUUGUGUUUGCGAAUUCCAUUGUAAGUGCUUAUCUGGUUCUUUCUCUCCCCCUUUCUAUCUUCCACAUCCUGAGCAGCAGUGCGCAAAGAAGUAGAAUUCCCUUGAUUUUCUUUGAUACGGUAAUGCUAGCUCUUUUAACCGCUGGAGCAUCUGCAGCAGCAGCUAUUGUAUACUUAGCACACAAGGGGAAUUCUAAGACAAAUUGGCUUGCCAUUUGCCAACAGUUCAACUCCUUCUGCGAGCGCACUUCUGGCUCUUUGAUCGGAUCCUUUGGAGCCGUUGUUGUGUUUAUACUGCUAAUCCUGUUAUCCGCCAUGGCCCUCUCCCGACGUUGAUAGAUGAUCAUACAUUUCAAUAAUGCAAUUAUGCUCAAUGCGUGGAUGUAUUUCUUAGUUUGUCGUGUGCAAGAGUGACUGUAUAAUAGAAUAUGACUAGCGUCUCUUAUGUUUUAUGUUUCUUCUUUGUUAAAUGUGACAACGCUUCUGGUGUAAAAUUCAAUAUGAUUAUAUGUUCCUUCAGGAGUGUAAUGGAAGUGAAUAUUUUAUCAUGAUUUAUAUUUGCAGUUUAA
Molecule: messenger RNA, 837 nt
Organism: Quercus robur (English oak)
Lineage: Eukaryota; Viridiplantae; Streptophyta; Magnoliopsida; Fagales; Fagaceae
Product: casparian strip membrane protein 3
Exons: 4
Coding region: 47-604 (185 amino acids)
Source: RefSeq, a predicted model, not a curated record